CUCUCCCGCCUGCCCUCGCUCUCUUUCCUCCGAGCACAGCUCUGGGCUGUGCCCGCCGCCUCAACCGCGCGCGCUUCAAGCCACAUAGAGGGAGAAGGCAGAAUGGGCUGGAAAGGAGUUCCUCAGUGCCAGCAAGACCCACAGCCAGCAUCUGCAGAGAAGCGCCUGCGCACUGCAGGGGCGCCAGAUUUGGCGGGAGGGGGAGUGUCCAAAAAGCCCUUUGUUUGAUGGCAUCUCUGUUUACAGAGUUUACCCUUUCAUCUCAACCUGUUUCCUCCUCCCCUCUCCUGCUCCUCAGAACUUUACGGCGGAGGAGCUCUUCUUAAGCGGCAAGAAACGCCAAGCACUUCUUCCAGCAGUAUAAAGCCCUCUCCUCCCCCACCUGCCCACCCACUUUUCGCCUUUCCCCCAGUGACUAAUGCAAGGAUGGCCAGGAGACCUAGGCACAGCAUAUACAGCAGUGAUGACGAGGAUGAAGAUAUCGAGGUGUAUGAUCAUGACUAUGAUGGUCUGCUGCCCAAGGGCGGAAAACGUCAUUUAGGGAAAACCAGGUGGACCCGGGAAGAGGAUGAGAAGCUAAAGAAACUUGUGGAGCAGAAUGGCACAGAAGAUUGGAAAGUUAUUGCCAAUUUCCUUCCUAAUCGGACAGAUGUACAGUGCCAGCAUCGGUGGCAGAAAGUACUAAACCCAGAACUUAUCAAAGGGCCAUGGACUAAAGAAGAAGAUCAAAGAGUGAUAGAGCUUGUACAGAAAUAUGGCCCAAAGCGCUGGUCUGUCAUCGCAAAGCACUUGAAGGGAAGGAUUGGAAAACAAUGCAGGGAGCGAUGGCACAACCACUUGAAUCCGGAAGUUAAGAAAACCUCCUGGACAGAAGAAGAAGAUAGAAUUAUUUAUCAAGCGCACAAGAGGCUGGGAAACAGAUGGGCAGAAAUUGCAAAGUUGCUGCCUGGACGAACUGAUAAUGCUAUCAAGAACCACUGGAAUUCUACAAUGCGUCGAAAGGUUGAACAGGAAGGUUAUCUUCAAGAGUCUUCCAAAGCCAACCAGCCCUCGGUAGCCACAAGUUUUCCGAAGAAUAACCAUUUAAUGGGCUUUGCUCACACUCCACCUUCUGUGCAGCUGCCAACAGCCACUCAGACCCCACCUACCAAUGACUACUCCUAUUAUCAUAUUUCUGAGACACAAAAUGUCUCUGCUCAGAUCCCAUAUCCAGUAGCACUUCAUGUAAAUAUUGUUAAUGUACCCCAACCGGCUGCUGCAGCUAUUCAGAGACACUAUAAUGAUGAAGACCCUGAGAAAGAAAAACGAAUAAAGGAAUUAGAGUUACUACUAAUGUCGACUGAGAAUGAACUGAAAGGGCAGCAGGCAUUACCAACACAGAACCACACAUCAGAUUACCCAGGAUGGCACAGCACCACAAUUGCGGACAAUACCAGAACUAGUGGUAACAGUGCACCCAUUUCCUCUUUGGGCGAGCAUCAUCACUGCACUCCAUCUCCACCAGUGGACCAUGGCUGCUUGCCUGAAGAAAGUGCAUCCCCUGCAAGAUGCAUGAUCGUUCAGAGUAAUUUCCUGGAUAAUGUUAAGAAUCUCUUAGAAUUUGCAGAAACACUUCAGCUAAUAGAUUCUGAUCCUUCAUCAUGGGGUGAUCUCAGCAGUUUUGAACUCUCUGAAGAAGCAGACACCUCGCCUAGCCAAGCUCCCUCAGGCAAAGCCCCACAGCUUCAGCAAACAGAGGCCAGUGCGUGUAGGCCUGAAGGACACUUUCUCUCAGACUUGAGCAAAACCAUGUUGAGUCAGGACUCGCUUGUCUUGCCAAAGUCCUUGACUGCCUCAAAAUGCACAGCUCCGUUGGUCAUUCUGCGCACAAAGAGAGGGCAUUCCAGCCACUUAGCCAGUGGUCAUAAUAAGUCCUUCAUACUUGCUGAUGUCAGCAGUUCAACUCCUAGUCGCUCCCCUGUCAAAGGUCUGCCAUUCUCUCCCUCUCAGUUCUUGAACACCUCACCCAGCCAAGAAAGUCUGGACCUGGACAAUCCUACUUUAACUUCCACUCCCCUAUGUACUCAUAAAGUCACGGUUACAACACCAAUUCACAAAGAUCAAGCAUUUAAGACACCGAAGGAAAAUAAUAUAUUCAGGACUCCAGCUAUCAAAAGAUCAAUUUUGGAGAGCUCUCCAAGAACACCCACUCCAUUUAAAACUGCAUUUGCAGAAGAGUUCAAAUAUGGACCCCUGAAGUUGUUGCCUCAUACAUCAACUCACCUUGUAGAUGAUUUGCAGGAUGUUAUCAAACAAGAGUCUGAUGAAUCUGGCAUUGUAUCUGGCCUACGUGAAAGUGGAUCCCCUUUGCUGAAGAAAAUCAAGCAGGAGGUGGAGUCUCCUACGGGUAAAGCAGGAAGCUUCUUUUGCUCAAACGGUUGGGAAGGGGAAGGUCUGAACACACAACUUUUCACAUAUGCAUCUACUAUGGAAGAUGUGCCGAAUCUACUUACCAGUUCUGGUUUAAAGAUGCCUGCCUCAGAAGAAGAGGAAAAUGCUCAUAAAUUAUUUGCAUUACAUAGAAAUAGGUCAUCUGGUAGCCCACUUCAGCAUUUUAGCAACACAUGGGAUUCAGCAUCCUGUGGGAAGCUGGAAGAUCAACUGAAUUUCUCAGAUCCAGCACGCAAAUAUAUGAAUGCAUUCUCAACUCGAACUCUGGUUAUGUGAAAGAUCUUCCAAUAAGCAUUAUGUUUUCUUUUCAAAACACUUCUGGAUGAUUUGGGAUUUACUGUUCCUCUGCAAGAGAGGAAUGCCUUUUUGAAUGGGAGAAAAGCCUUUUUUGUUGUGGUACAACAUUUGGGAGCAGCACAAAGUGCAUAUAUAGUCACAAAAGCAUCUAUGUAUAUAUUCAUGUUGGAUUUCACCCAACUUUAAAAAAGAAAGGAUGUCUGUGUAUUGAUUAUGCUUACCUAAAUUAUUAGGUGCUGAGUUUUACACAAUUAACUAUUAAUAUUAUGAAUUCAGAUGUAUUAUUUUUAUAAUGUGAUUUUUUUUAAAAUGAUUUUUUUAAAACAAAACAAAACACCAACAACUGGAGAUCAAAUGCACCAAUAUUAAUUCAGUGAAGAGUUGCCAUAUGAAUCCCCAUGCCAGUAAAUAUAUUUUGUAAGGUAUUUUUUUGUAAGCAAUGGCACUCAGUAGUUUAUUCUAAAUCACUGAACAAAUUUCUUGGUAUUAAAUACUGCGAGAAAAGCAUUACUGCAAAUGCUAACCUAAAGGUGGAGGAUGGAGGCAUAUCAAGAUUGUGAAUGCUCACACAUCUAUACCAUUUGAAGUACUGUUUUAUUCAUUAGACCUCUAGUCUUUUUAUAUAUGUUUGUGUGUGUGUGUGUGUGUGUGUGUGUUUAAUUAGCUUGCUUUUAAAAAUUAUUACUGUAUGAAACAUAGUUUUAUGAGAACAAAUUAUAUUUUUUAUUCAGUAAUUUAAUUUGUAAAUGCCAAAUGGAUACGGUGGGUUUUUUUGUUUUUGCUGCUACAAACUUUACAGCAUGUAGAUGGGCUACUACUAGUGUGAAAGGGGCCAUAGAGGUUUAUAAAAGGAAAGAAAAACCUGGGGGCUAGCUAACUUGACUAUGCACUAGCAUUUCUGACUUCUGAAACAUUAUUGCAUUUCUCUUCCCCACCCCCUUUAUUUUCAAGAAAUACUUCGAAACACUGUUAUUGGGAGAUUUUAUGUGCUUGUCUGUAUUUUCUCAUGAGUUUGCAGGAGCAUAUGUCGCAAACUAAACUUUUGGGAGGACACACUCUUGCUUGUAUCUUCUGUCUCUUUUUUGUCUCAUGUUUAGGUCUAAAUAUUCCCUAAGUUGAAUUCCAUACACAAAAGCAUUUUUAAAGCAAGUAUGGUCUCUUGGACUGCCGUUUCAACCCUUUCCCAAUAUUAAGAAAAGGGAAUUGCCUUUUCUUUUAACAGAUUCUGACUUUGCUGCCUUAAUAAAUAGAAUUAGGUGCAGCCUUAUCUGCACUUAACAUUUUAUCAUACACUGUACUGCCUUGUAGAUAAAUAAAGCGUGUCAUUUUUUUAAAAAUUA
Molecule: messenger RNA, 4067 nt
Organism: Hemicordylus capensis (graceful crag lizard)
Lineage: Eukaryota; Metazoa; Chordata; Lepidosauria; Squamata; Cordylidae
Gene: MYB
Product: MYB proto-oncogene, transcription factor
Exons: 16
Coding region: 427-2706 (759 amino acids)
Biological process (GO): regulation of DNA-templated transcription
Cellular component (GO): nucleus
Molecular function (GO): RNA polymerase II cis-regulatory region sequence-specific DNA binding; DNA-binding transcription factor activity, RNA polymerase II-specific
Source: RefSeq, a predicted model, not a curated record